AGUUUCCCCCCGCAGGAAUGGGGGGUCCCGGCUGCUGGGAGUGGGACUGAAGAAAACUCCGCCGGUCCCCCCCCCCAACGCAGGAAGGAUGAAGCUGCCCCUGGCGUGCUUCCGGCUCCAGGUCCUCGGGGCCGCCCUGGCCGUGUGCAUGACCAUCGGCUUCACCCUCCAGCUGCUGGGGGCGCCUUUCCAGCGGAGGGGCUCCCCGGACCAGCUGCCCGACUUGCGGCUGCUCCCUGGGGGUGGGGCUGAGGAGGGGGGCCCCUCGCCCUCCCGGCCCUGCCUGCCGCGGCGCCACAUCGUCUUCCUGAAGACGCACAAGACGGGCAGCAGCACCAUCGUGAACCUGCUGCACCGGUUCGGGGAGACGGGGCUGCGCUUCGCCCUGCCCCCCCGCUACCAGUUCGGGUACCCCUACCCCUUCCAGGCCCGGCGGGUGAAGGGCUACCGGCCGGGGGGACCCAGCUUCGACAUCCUCUGUCACCACAUGCGCUUCGACCUGCCCGAGGUGCAGAAAGUCAUGCCCCCCGACAGCUUCUACUUCUCCAUCGUGCGGGACCCGGGGUCGCUGGCCGAAUCCGCCUUCUCCUACUACCGGGGGGUGGCGCCGGCCUUCCGCCGGGCGGGCUCGCUGGCCCAGUUCCUGGAGGCGCCCGUGCGCUUCUACGACCCGGCCGAGCGGGGCAACCACUACGCCCGCAACCUGCUGUGGUUCGACUUCGGGCUGGCGCCGCCGGCCUCGCCGGGCCCCGAGGCCGUGCAGGCGGCGCUGGCCCGGCUGGACCGGGCCUUCCCGCUGGUGCUGCUGACGGAGCAUUUCGACGAGUCGCUGGUGCUGCUGCGGGAGGCGCUGUGCUGGGCGGAGGAGGACGUGGACGCCUUCCGGCACAACGAGCGCAGCCCCCGGGCCGUGCGGCCUCUGGCCCCCGCCCAGGCCACCCAGCUGCGGGCCUGGAACGCCCUGGACUGGCAGCUCUACUCCCACUUCAACCGCAGCUUCUGGCGCCAUGUGGAGGCCUUCGGGCCGGCCCGGCUGCGGGCCGAGGUGGCCAGGCUGCGGGAGCGGCGCCGGGAGCUGGCCAGGCGCUGCCUGCAGGGCGGGGGCCCCAUGGAGGCGGCCGGCAUCCCCGACGAGCGGAUCCGCCCCUUCCAGUUCGGCCAGGCGCAGAUCCUGGGCUACGCGCUGCGGCCGGGGCUGGGGCCUGUCGACCAGCAGCUCUGCACCCGCCUGGUCACCCCCGAGCUGCAGUACAAGGACAGGCUGGACGCCCGACAGUUCGGGGCCAACGGCUCGGCGGGCGCGCCUGGAGGGGCGGGCAGGUAGCUGGGGGCCGCCUCUCCCCACCCCCUCCACCCGGUACGGACCCCCUGCCCCAGAAGGAUGGGGGGGACGCGGUACAUACCCUCGUGGGGACCCCACAGAUCUGGCCCCCCGGCACAGACACGGGGAGAUAUGGGGCACAGCCCCCUGGCACAGACAGACGGGGGUUCAAUGGGGCACAAAACCCCCUGGGAUCCCCCAAUAUCCUGGCUCCUGGUAUGGACAGACGGAGCUGGGACAAUGGGUACAGCGCCCGGGGGGCUGAGAGCCAUCAAACCAAACUGUAAACCCUGCACACUUCAAGCUGGGGGGGCUGCCGCAGCCCCCCCCUUGCUCCAGCUCCGAUGUCUCCGGGCUCCACCUGGACAAUAUUUAUUGGUCUGUUAUCACAGGCCUGUAACUGGGCAGCGGGUGCCCGGUGAGGUCUGUACUCGGCAGGGGGGGGAUCCUUGGUACCUCUCUCCUCCCCCCGCCCGCCCCUCACCACCACACUGCGUUUGUUAAAUUCCCGGCUCAACGGUUCCCGCUUUCGCGUGGUUUGUUUCCUUUUGAUAAAGUUAUUAAAUCAGGAAACGGGUCUGGCGAUUAU
Caretta caretta (loggerhead turtle) is the source of this 1910-nucleotide messenger RNA. It is a transcript of the gene GAL3ST4, whose product is annotated as galactose-3-O-sulfotransferase 4. The record is from RefSeq and is a predicted model, not a curated record. Gene Ontology annotation, cellular component: membrane. Lineage: Eukaryota; Metazoa; Chordata; Testudines; Cheloniidae. Gene Ontology annotation, biological process: glycolipid biosynthetic process. Gene Ontology annotation, molecular function: galactosylceramide sulfotransferase activity.